UUUGCACAGUAAAUAUGCUCGCCAACGCAUCAAAUCUACUAAAGAGUCUCACACUCAUAUUAAUUUUUGUUCAAAUAAAUUCAACAAUUGGAGCUGAAGAAGAAUGUGGUUUGCUGGAUCCAACCUUUUAUGCUCUAUCGAAGAAUGUGGCACAUAUAAAUGAAUUUCCAUGGGUUGGUCGAAUAGCUUACAAAAGUGAAACCGAUCCUAAAAACACGACUUACUAUGCUUGCAUUGCGGUAUUAAUAAGCAAAAGCCAUAUGCUAUCUCGCGCCCGUUGCUUUAUAGAUAAAACACUAAUGCCAAAUUUAGUAAUUCUAGGUGAUUGGGAUAUAGCAAACAGUGUAACUAAACGCGAUUGUAUGCACAAAAAUAGUAGCUGCAAUGAAGUUCCUCAACAAUACAGUAUUAUGGAAGUCGCAUUACAUCCAAGGUUUCAAAAUCGUACCGGUAAUAAUGAUAUAGUAGUAUUGACGCUUGCGACAGAAGUUAAUAUAACAGAAUUUGUCAGACCAAUUUGUUUGCCACCUGAAGAAUGGUCUCCAAACGAUCAUUUAGCGCAAUACUUACGAUAUGUAGGAUAUCAAAAUUCAAAAAAAAAUUCAAAAAUGCUGAAAACAAUGGGUAUGGUCAUAAGCAUGAGAACAUGCCAAAAUAAUAUGGGCGGAUGGUUACCCUAUAUAAACGAUACAAAUAUAUGCUUAAGUCGUGCACAAAGCCAUAACCUUAUUUCAGGUUCACCUGUUAUGGGAGUUACAAUUAAAGAUGGAGAGCCACAUAACUAUUAUUUAAUCGGUUUAUUAGAUAGUAAAAUAUUGGCAUAUAUAAGUUAUUAUGACAUUUUUAUAAGAGUCGCACCUUAUUUGGAUUUUAUUAAAACUAAUAUGAAUAAGUCGUGUGAUUAAAUCAAUAUGAUUUAUAAGACAAGUAACAAUUGUAAAA
Molecule: messenger RNA, 942 nt
Organism: Teleopsis dalmanni
Lineage: Eukaryota; Metazoa; Arthropoda; Insecta; Diptera; Diopsidae
Product: venom protease-like
Exons: 3
Coding region: 15-905 (296 amino acids)
Biological process (GO): proteolysis
Molecular function (GO): serine-type endopeptidase activity
Source: RefSeq, a predicted model, not a curated record